AUGGGGCGGAUUCGGACGGCGUGGGUGGCGCGGGCGUCUUCGCGUGAGCUGGACGCUUUUUUGCGCCAACGGGCGUGGCACUUCACUGCGAGUGGCAAUUACGCCAUCGCGGCGGAUUAUGUAAUUCGCAUCUUGAAUCGUUGCCCGAGUGACCCUGCAGGGCUUCUUUUGGGCGAGGUUGCCGCAAAGUUUACGCAGCAGGACGUGUUUCUGGCGAAGUGCCGCGAGGCGCAGCGGCGUCUGUGCGCGCAGAGGAGCGUCGCGGAUGCGCUGCAGCUUGUGCCCGCGGGGGCGGAGCGGGAGAAGCUGCAUGCGUUGCUGCAGAAGGCACGGGGGGUGCCAGAGGCAGUGGGGGCGGUGGAGGAGCAACUAGCCGUUCAGGAGACGGAGCCUUUCGCGGAAACGCAGGGCGCCGUGCGCAUCAUGGCGCAGCGGGCGGGACCGCUCCCCCUUGUGGAGUUGCAGCAGCCAAAGCAAAGCGUCUACGGCCGCGGGAUUUACGCUCUGACGCGCGUCGCCUCUGGCACGCCGGUGAUGGUGGACCAGCCGUUUCUCGUGCAGCGGAUGCGGGGCGACGCCUGCGCGCACUGCCUGGCCCCAGUUGGGAGGGGCGGGGGCGCCGCAGGUGGUGUGCCGUGCGCGCACUGCAGUCGGGAGACGUACUGCAGCGUGGCCUGCCGAGACGCGGCGUGGCGCGAGUACCACGUCUGCGCCUGUAGAUCCCGCAACGAAAUGUACGCCGCCUGGGAGGACGCGAUGCAUGGACGGUUGCUGUCGGAUGACACGGAGGAGUCGCGUGCGGCCCUCGCCUGCCUUGCGGUCGCCAAACUCUGCGCCCUGUCGACGGUGCGGCAGACGCAUCCACUCGCGUUGCCGCGAAUUCGCUCGUUGCGUGGGCGUGCGGACUACGACGCGGCCACGGCCCUCGCUGAGGUGGGAGCGCUGGCCGUCACGCUGGCGACGGCGCUGCACCAGACGCACCUUUACAUGGAGGAGGUGCUCUCGCUGUUUGCGAUUGUGCAGACGAAUGAGUUCCUGCUUCCAAGUGGCACCGCCCUCUACCACGGCUACUCCCUUCUCAACCACAGCUGCGAGCCCAACUGCGCCCUGGUUGGAUCAGACGCGGCCAAUCGCCGUCUCGUGACGCUGCGGGAGCUGCGGGAGGGUGAGCAGCUGUUUAUUAAUUACAACGCCAGCCUCACAACGCGUGCGUCGUACGCGGACAGGCGUGCGCUGUGCCAGCAACGGCACUUUGAGUGCUUCUGCCCCAAAUGCGUCCGACGGGAGUGA
Messenger RNA from Trypanosoma conorhini, 1290 nucleotides. RefSeq names its product SET and MYND domain-containing protein. The transcript has a single exon. Gene Ontology annotation, molecular function: protein binding. The record is from RefSeq and is a predicted model, not a curated record. Gene Ontology annotation, cellular component: nucleus. Bases 1 to 1290 code for a protein of 429 amino acids. NCBI's taxonomy places the organism in Eukaryota, Euglenozoa, Kinetoplastea, Trypanosomatida, Trypanosomatidae.